Sphenostylis stenocarpa is the source of this 612-nucleotide messenger RNA. The record is from the annotation of a GenBank genome assembly. NCBI's taxonomy places the organism in Eukaryota, Viridiplantae, Streptophyta, Magnoliopsida, Fabales, Fabaceae.
AUGUGUUAUCCUUGGACAGUGGAAUCAGCGUCAGAACUGGGUAUUCCAAAAAUCUUCUUUUAUAGCUCAAGCUACUUGUCCGACUGUGCUACUCAUUCUAUCUUGAGGCACAGACCUAAUGAGAGGUUAGUCUCUGAUACCGACAAGUUUACGAUUCCUGGAUUUCCUCAUAGAAUAGAGAUGACCCGUCUGCAGCUACCAGACUGGGAAAGGAUUAGGAAUGAAAUGUCAGGCUACUUUGUGCCAAUGUUUGAAUCAGAGAGCAGAAGCUAUGGGGCACUCUAUAAUAGUUUUGAUGAACUUGAAAGUGAGUAUAAGCAAGUUCAUAAGAGUAUAGUGGGGAUUAAAUCUUGGAGUAUUGGACCAGUGUCAGCCUGGGUUAACAAGGAUGACGGACCAAAGGUCAAUAGGGGACAGAAGGAGGACCUUACAGAAGAGCCAGAGUGCCUAACCUGGCUUAACACUAAGCGAGAUGAGUCUGUACUUUAUGUAAGCUUUGGAAGCCUCACUAGGCUCUCUCAUGAUCAACUUGUUGAACUGGCUCAUGGGCUUGAACAUUGUGGUCAUAAUUUCAUCUGGGUCAUCAGGAAAAAAGGAAGGAAGCGAGAAUGA